AGUUAGUCAAGGAGGCACUUCAUACAUGGAUAAAACGCUAUUGGUUCUAUCACUGCAAGUAACGUUGUCGGAAAUAUUUGUGUUGUGCCACUUAGUCACGUUUUAGAUAAAGAUGCAUCUUAACCCGAUAGACCGAGAAACUGCAAGAAUACUGGUCCCCUAGCCAGUCUUCUGUGCAGUUGCAUUGAUUCUCGUAGCCGGACUCUCACUACAAUGUCAAGCUGCCAACACAUCGACAACAGCUGCAGCAGCAGCAGCAGCAUCACGGACCUGCUCGGGGCCUUGUGUGAUAGCAGCUUGACUGGGGUGUCAUGGAAACGACGUGCGCUGGGCGGCAUUUCUCGGGAAGGGGUGCGGCGCGCUCUACGCAGGCGGGCCUAUGGCGUUCUGCUGUCCAGGCUCUUCCAAGAGAGCUCACCCAAACCUCCCAGCCCCCUGGCCUCCACUCCUCCCAGGAACAAAAUGCUCAUGAUUUCCUUCGACCUACGGGUGUCUGGAUGCCCGGAGGAUGCAGAGCGACUGGAGGAGCUGCUUGGGAGGUUAAAGGACGGUUCGGCCACUGGCUUGGCUGAGCUGGACUCCGUGCUAGAACUCCUGGUUCAGCUGGCCGGCUCGGUGCCCCCGCCGCCCACUUCCUUCAGCAGGGACUACAUGCGGCGGGAGCGGCCGGUGCUGCGCAGGACUCCUCUGGGGGGCUAUCAGAGCGAGGAGCUCCAGAGGCUGGAGGCCAGGGCCUGGGCACUGGUCUGCGGGGAAGAGUGGAGCAAUCUUGGGGGUCUCUGCAGCUCAGUGGGACUGAUGGACGCCCCGCCAGGCACCGGACUUCUGGCCUUAAGGCAGAGUGCGGAGGUGGAGGAGCGCUUCGAGAGGGACACCAGACUGUCGCUGUUUGGAGCCCUGCAACACUCCCGCACCUCGGACUUGGAUGUCAAGCUGGACCUGCCUCCUGUGCCCAGCAACGCAGAUGUGACUGGCCUGGCUAUCAGGGUUCCUUCAUGUUUGGACCAGUCUGAGGAUGAGGGCUUCCAGUCAGCUUCUAACCUGACGCCAGACUCCCAGUCAGAGCCCAGUACGAGCCCUGAGCUGGACAUGUGGGAGGCCUUGCGCUCCUUUGAGCCUGGGAGGCGCCGCUGCUGGGAGCGUAUAGGCUGUCCUCCUGGUCAGAAGGUGGCUCCAUACCUGACUGAGGGGGGCAGGGUGGCCUUCGACCAGCUCUACCGGCUGUGGGAGGGGGAGAUGCGGCUGGUGAGCUCCACUCUGACCCCCUCCCCUCUGCUGCCGCUGCCUCUGGACUCUCAGACGCAGCUGGUGAAGGACGUCCUCAAUGUGCUGAUCGGAGUGGCCUCCACCACGUUCCCCCUCAAUAAGGACUGUGUGCAGUUUGACGUGCGCCCCAGUGUGUGUCUGUCGGGGGCGUCUCCUGAGAGUGUGUCACGGCUACUGGGGGAGCUGGCGCUCUACGGUACACACUACCUGCGCCUCAGCCGCUUCUCUCUGCAGAGCGCCCAUAAGCGCGGCCUCGUCUUCCAGGCCUUCACGGGAGGUCUGAGGCGAUACCUCCACUAUUACAGAGCCUGUGUCCUGAGCACGCCGCCCACCCUCAGCCUACUCACUAUCAGCUUCCUGUUCCGCAAGCUAGGACGCCAGCUAAGGUACCUGUCAGAGCUGUGCUGUGUGGAUGGAGAGUCCAAUGGGGGCCAGGCCACCUUCCCUGUGGGAGUCAAGUUGCUCUCGUACCUUUACAACGAGGCGCAGAGCAACUGCAGCAAUGAGAACUACCCCGUGCUGCUGUCUCUGCUGAAGACCAGCUGUGAGCCCUACACUCGGUUUGUGUCAGACUGGGUGUACAGUGGUGUGUUCAGAGAUGUGUACGGGGAGUUCAUGAUCCAGGUGAACGAGGACUACCUCAGCCACAGAGACAAGCACUUCUGGACUCAGGGCUACACUCUGAUUUCAAAUAACGUCGAGGACUGCGUCCCAGUCUUCUUGAGGCACAUCGCCAACGACGUGUACGUCUGCGGGAAGACUAUCAAUCUGUUGAAGAUCUGCUGUCCUCAGCACUACAUCUGUUGGUCGGAGCUGCCCGUGCCUCGCAUCUCUGUCACCUUCUCGCUCCAGGAGGUGGAGGAGAUCGAGCGCGACUGCGCCAUCUACCGCGGGCGCAUGGAGCGCAUCGCCAAGCACAGCGCCAUCAGCAGGGAAGAGCAGACUCUACGCACGGAGCAGGCGCGGCAGGAGCUCAUCAAUCAGGUCAGGGAGUCGGCGGCCAAGACGCUGGAAAGCAUCCGAGGUCGGAUGGUGUCGCAGCGUUUGGCAGAGGAGGCCAAGAAGCGGGAGCGCUUUGAGGAGCUGAAGCAGCAGCUGGAGUUGGAACAGGAGUGGCGGAGCACAGCCAUGAGGAAGGCGAAGGAAGACGACUUCGGUUUCGCCCGUGAGCUGAGGGACCGUGAGAAGAGACUGCAGGCCCUGGAGGAGCAGCUGGAACAGAGGGCCAGGAAGGAGUUGAUUGCCCAGUACAGCCGUCUGUCCGAGGAGGCGGCCAGGCGCGAGAGGAAGGCCAUGUGGAGGGUGCAGAGGAUGAGGCUGGACGAGCAGCGGGCCAACUUCCUCCAGCAGGACCAACAGAGCAUCCAGGGCCUCCUAGAGAAAUAUCCUCUCGGGCAACCAGGGCCGAACCUCCAAGCGCUUCCAAGACCGGGGCUAGCAGCUCCGCAAACAUCUCAGGAGUCCCUGGGCGCCGCGCCACAGGCGGAGCAGAUCGGCGCCAGCGGGGUGUCGCUUGGCCAUCCCUCUCCUCUCCACACCUCCAUCUCGGGAUCGGCCACUUCAGCGGCGCUCGCCACUGCCGCAGAUGGCCACAAGACGGACGGCCGAGGCGUCCCUUCGGAAGCGCCGGCGAACAGCCAGCCAGUGGACCGAGCGCUGCAGGACAUCGGCUCGGAUCUCCCAGCAGCCUCUGUUUCCGCUGCUGCUCCUCCUCCUUCUUCUCCCUCGCCGGGCGGCGACUACGACUUCAGCGCGCCCUUCGUCCCGCUGGAGGAUGGCGUCCCCGCCCACGUCCGCCCGCGCUGGGACGCCCACCCGGCCCUCGCCCACAUCCGCCUCAAGGAGGAGGACGACGCCACGUCUGAGGGCGGUCGGGACGAGGAAGGGGGCAGGCGGGCGGACGGUCCGGCGGCCUCCGAGCAGACAGACACCGCUCUGCAGGCAGGACGGCCAGCCCAAGGACUCACCGGGCACGCGGCAGAGACAGAUGGACCUCGGCCCCAGGAGGCGUCCGGUCUGAGCGGUGCAGUGGGGACGGACACGGAGACAGUAGAGCGCAGAGGACGACCGCAGGUGACCGGAGGGUCUCAGCAGGCUGUACGAGCCCCCUCGCUGGUGCCAGAAUCCGCCCCAGAUCCCAGCGCUGUGGCCGGGGACGUUCGAAAAGGUCAGCAGUCUGAGACGCCUUUGUCUCGGCCUGGUGAUGCUACCGCUGAGGUUUCUGCUGGACCCGCUCAUGGACAUCCCUCAGAUGCUCACAUUAAGGUCGGCGAAAACGUUUCAGGUGUGACGGACACUCGCACAUCCCCUAGUCAUCAUGGCCACUCCUCCGACGCCCAUAUAAGGGUCGGCGAAAAUGUUUCAGAGGUCCAAAGUUCUCUCCCUACACCUAGCAUUCAUGGCCACACCUCAGAUGCCCAUAUAAGGGUGGGGGAGAAUGUGUCUGAGGUCAUUGAUGCCCUCCCCACCCCAAGUGUGCAUGGCCACACGUCUGACGCGCACAUUAAAGUCGGGGAAAAUGUCUCUGAGGUUGAAUCUCCACUUCCUACCCCAAACAUUCACGGACACGCUUCCGACGCCCAUAUAAGGGUAGGGGAGAACGUUUCUGAGGUGACCGCCGCCCUCCCCUCCCCGAGCAUUCACGGUCACGCCUCUGAUGGCCACAUCAAGGUCGGCGAGAACGUGUCCGAGGUGGUCGCCCCGCUCCCCUCCCAGAAUGUCCACGGGCACGCCUCGGACGCCAACCUGCAGGUAGGAGGCUUCGUGUCGGAGGUGACCCCGUCGCAACCCCGCUGGAGCAAGCACGGCCACUCCUCGGACUCCACUCUCGGGGUGGGCUGCCUGGUGGCCGGCGCAGAGCAGGCUCUCUCCCCGCUCCCCGGCAGCGCCUACGGCCACUCCUCCGACUCCACACUGGGCAUCGGCUGCGUGGUUGGGGCCAACGAGGUCUUCCAGUCCCCUCAGCCCAGUGCUCACGGUCACUCCUCAGACUCCACCCUCACAGUGGGCUGCGUGGUGUCCGGCGUUCAGCCUCAACUGGCCCCCCUGCCGGGCAGUGCUUACGGUCACUCGUCCGACUCCACCCUGGCCGUGGGCUGCGUGGUGUCGGGCGUUGAGCCUCAGCUGGCCCCUCUACCGGGCAGUGCCCACGGGCACUCGUCCGACUCCACCCUGGCCGUGGGCUGUGUGGUGUCGGGCGUUGAGCCUCAACUGGCCCCUCUACCGGGCAGUGCCCACGGGCACUCGUCCGACUCCGCUCUGGGGAUGGGCUGUGUGGUGAAGGGCCCCAAGCCUGGCAGUGCACUACAGACAGAACCCUCACUCAAGGGCGAUGGAGAUGCCCCUCAGUCGUCAACUGACCUGCUUGCCAACCAAGACUCUGGCUAUGGGCUCAUCGGCCUCCCUGCGUUCCUGGAUGAAGGGCUGACCGCGUGGGCUCAGGGCCUGGGCCUCUCCCCUGGGGAAAGCCCUGAGGACGACUACCUCCUGUCCCUGGCCUCCCAGUACGAGGUGGAGCAGUACGAGGACACCUACAACCUUAUGACGACGGUGCCGGACACGCUGCUGCUGCAGCAGGUGAUGCGCGGCCCCUACGGCUUCCCCAUGGACCCCUCCCUCCACAGGGCCACCGACACCACGGCCGUGCGCCUCAGCGAGAUGGUGUCUCUGCCGGUGCUGAUGAAACACUCCGUGACCACGCCGCUCAUCACUCAUGUGUGCCUGGUCAACAAGGCAGUGGUGGAUUACUUCUUUGUGGAGCUGGGUGUGGAGAGGCACUUCGAGGCCCUGCGGCACUUCCUUUUGAUGGAGGACGGCGAGUUCGCCCAGUCCCUCAGUGACCUGCUCUUCGAGAAGCUGGGUAGUGGACAGACCCCUGGAGAGCUCCUGACUCCUCUGGUGCUCAACUCCAUCCUCAACAAAGCGCUUCAGUACAGCCUGCACGGAGACAGCGCCCUGGCUGCCAACUUCACGUUCGCCCUGCGGUACCUUCCGGAAACCUUCCACCCGCACGCCCCCGACUCCCUCAACUGCCUGGAGCUACGCUACAAGGUUGAUUGGCCCUUAAACAUUAUCAUCACCGACAGCUGCAUGAACAAGUACAACCGCCUCUUCUCCUUCCUGCUGCAGCUCAAGCACAUGGUGUGGACCCUGCGGGACGUCUGGUUCCAGCUGAAGAGAACUGCGCGGGUGAAGGGCGUGGGCGGCUCGGUGCAGUUCCAUCAGCUGCAGCUCUACAGGCACGAGAUGCAGCACUUUGUCAAGGUCAUCCAGGGCUACCUGGCCAACCAGAUCUUGCAGGUGUCCUGGAGCGAGUUCACCACCAAGCUGGGCAGCGUCAGCGACCUGGACGCCAUCCACCGCACCCACGCUGACUACCUCAACAGAGCCAUCUUCAGGGGGCUGUUGACGGAGAAGGCUGCUCCAGUCAUGAACAUCAUCCACAGCAUCUUCAGCCUCAUCCUGAAGUUCCGUGCCCAGCUCAUCUCUCAGCCCUGGGACUGCCAGCAGGGGGAGGCAGUGCACCCCAGCUUCAUUGCCAUGCAGCAGUCCUACAACACCUUCAAAUACUACUCACAUUUCCUCUUCACAGUUGUCUCCAAAUUGGUCAACAAAGGCUACCAGCCUCACCUGGAGGACUUCCUUCUGCGUAUCAACUUCAAUGACUAUUACAAGGACUCCUGAGCAACACAAUCAAGCCUGUUUGUGUCUGGCAUGAGGUGCAUGUCGGCUAGAUUGAAUAUGUACUUAUACGGUGAGCUUCUGUUGUCCAUCUAGAGCCAUAGGAUUCAACCUGUGUAGCUGUCCAUGUCACCUGCCUCUAUGUGCUUAUCUUUGGCCAUCCUAGAGACAAAACAAGCAGGCAUUUAUCUCAGUACCGUGUGUAAUUGGUGCUGUCGUAGGGCUACUGCACUUUGUCAAAAAUACAUAUAUGCUGGCGUCCACACUUGCCUUUGAGGUUUUGUAUAUUGGAAGCAUUGGCAUAUGUGUGCAACGGAUCUGUCUAUCCUCUCAUGCUAAGUGUGCUGUGGUGGGGGCUAGCAUUUGUCAGCUGUAAGCAUUGUGGCCAACAGACGGCCUCUGGUAUACCUUGAGGUUGGAAAGCUGUUAGACAGCGCUGUAUUAAGUUUCGUGUGGUGUGCCGACCUCUAUCCUGGUUUAUAUCCACCAAGUGAAGCUUAUAAAGCACUUCCUUAUCUGUUAUCUCUUCAAGUACAGAUGCCAAAUGACCCCCCCCCCCCCCCCCCCAACCUCAGGUGUGCCUGACCUCUUAAGCUCAGUGUAAAAUGUGCACAUUUUGUGAAUUGUGUAAUAAA
Sardina pilchardus (European sardine) is the source of this 6581-nucleotide messenger RNA. RefSeq names its product tubulin gamma complex component 6 (gene tubgcp6). Lineage: Eukaryota; Metazoa; Chordata; Actinopteri; Clupeiformes; Clupeidae. Gene Ontology annotation, biological process: mitotic cell cycle; microtubule nucleation; cytoplasmic microtubule organization. Gene Ontology annotation, cellular component: spindle pole; centrosome; equatorial microtubule organizing center. The transcript is spliced from 26 exons. The record is from RefSeq and is a predicted model, not a curated record. Gene Ontology annotation, molecular function: gamma-tubulin binding; microtubule minus-end binding. Bases 214 to 5949 code for a protein of 1911 amino acids.